AUGUCUCAACCCAAGUUGUUCACUCCUAUUCGCGUUGGAGACAUGAUGCUAUCUCACCGAGUAAUCCUAGCUCCCCUGACUCGAUUUAGGGCCGAUGAUGAACAUGUUCACCAUGAAAUUGCUGUAGAAUAUUACUCGCAACGCGCCACCACGCCUGGAACGUUGCUAAUCUCGGAGGCAGUUCUUGUCUCGCCCGAGGCAGGAGGGUAUGACAACGUUCCUGGGAUUUGGAACGAAAGGCAAAUCGCCGCGUGGAAAAAGGUUGUGGAUGCUGUCCAUAAGCGGGGGUCAUACAUAUUUUUACAGCUAUGGGCCAUCGGUCGUGCUGCGGAUCCGAGAGUGCUGGAAAAGGAAGGGUACUCGUACGUUUCGUCCUCGCCAUCGCUUCUUGAGCGACCCGGAUACCCGAACGUAACACCAAGGGAGCUUAGCAAAAGUGAAAUAAAGCAGUAUGUUGAGAACUAUGCACGGGCAGCAAGGAACGCAGUGUAUGAGGCUGGAUUUGAUGGUGUGGAAAUUCAUGCAGCCAACGGAUACCUUAUCGACCAAUUCAACCAAGAUGUUUGCAACAAGAGAACAGACGAGUACGGUGGUAGCGUUGAGAAUCGGACACGCUUUACAUUCGAGGUGCUGGAGCCUGGCCUCUGGCUCGACCGGCGCGAGGAUGAGUCUAGAGACAUGGAUUCUACCACCGGCACUUUCAAUUCUAAUGAUUUUGCUCGACUGAUUUGGCAACCUCGUCCAUUUUUCAGUGCUGGAGGUUUCAAACCGGAAUCGGCUUUUGUUGAAGCCGAGACUAAAGAUACCUGUGUGGUGAUCGGUCGCUACUUCAUUUCUAAUCCCGAUUUGCCCGAGCGACUCCGUCGCGGAAUACCUCUUUCACCUUACAACCGAGGUACCUUCUACACUCCUGGCCCCAAGGCUGCAAAAGGUUACAUCGACUACCCACAAGCGGCACACUGA
Molecule: messenger RNA, 963 nt
Organism: Rhizoctonia solani
Lineage: Eukaryota; Fungi; Basidiomycota; Agaricomycetes; Cantharellales; Ceratobasidiaceae
Product: NADH:flavin oxidoreductase/NADH oxidase
Exons: 6
Coding region: 1-963 (320 amino acids)
Molecular function (GO): NADPH dehydrogenase activity; FMN binding
Source: RefSeq, a predicted model, not a curated record